GUAAAGGGAGAAGAGUGGAGGAAAAGCGUGUUUACACAGACUGCAAACCGCCUGGGGAAUCAUACGCGAGAGGAAGUCAGCCGGCUCUCUGUCUGCCUGCUCCAACUUCCUGCUCAGAAAAAGAAAAAGCUAGGAUCCUAUUUCAGUCCAGCAGAACUGUGUAGACGACAGUAAGCAUGGAAGAACAAGGGACCAUACGGAAUUUAUCAUAAAAUCUUUUCACAGGAUAAAGAAACAAGAAAUCCCUGGUAUGGACAGUGCCAUCACACUGUGGCAGUUCCUGCUACAGCUGUUGCUGGACCAGAGCCACAAACACCUGAUCUGUUGGACCUCUACGGACGGGGAGUUCAAGCUGCUGAAGUCCGAGGAGGUGGCCAAGCUGUGGGGCCUGCGCAAGAACAAGACCAACAUGAACUAUGACAAGCUCAGCAGAGCCCUGCGCUACUAUUAUGACAAGAACAUCAUCAAGAAGGUCAUUGGACAGAAGUUUGUGUACAAGUUUGUGUCGUUCCCUGAGAUCCUGAAGAUGGAUCCCCAGGCGGUGGAAAUGGGCCUGGCCUCUGGCAGGGUGGCCCUCCAGGAAGUGGAGGCCCAGGAGCUGGAGGAGGAGGAGGAAGAGGAAGAGGAGGCCCAGAGGAAGGCCCUGUCCGCCCUGGGGGCCCAGGCCUGUCGUAACGACUACCUUCGCUCUGGCCUGUACUCCUCCUUCAGCGUGGCCUCCCUGCACAACCAGCCGGAGUUGCUCCGGGCUUUGCGAGAGCACCAGGACGAGGCACGCACCGUCAUCCGUUUCGGCACCAACGCCGGCGAGAGGACCGCUGCUCCUCCCCUGCCCGCCUCCAAGCACGAGCUCUUCCUAUCCGCCAGACCAUCACCUCACCAUCGCCGCUCCCCACCGUCCUCCCCCCACAGCCCCGCCUCUCGGCCCAGACAUGGGUGUAGUCCCGAGGCUGAUCAGGAGGAGGAUGAGGGGACGGACUCCGACCAGGGCGCCCAGCCUCUGAACCUGUCUUCGGGCCACAGGGAGCGCGCUCAGCAGCUGCCAGAGAAGAGGAGCAGCAGUAAUAGUGGAAGUAGUAACCAAGGAGAUGGACUCCCACCCAAAACAAAGAAACCUAAAGCCCUGGAGAUCUCUGCCCACUCCCUGUUGCUGUCAGGAAGUGACAUCGGCUCCAUGGCCCUAAACAGUCCAGCUCUCCCAUCUGGCUCCCUCACCCCAGCCUUCUUCACUGCACAGACUCCCUCAGGCCUACUGCUGGCCCACAGUCCUCUGCUGUCAGGCAUCCACUUCUGGAGCAGUCUGAGUCCUGUAGCCCCACUGAGCCCCGCCCGGCUUCAAGGCCAUGGCUCCCUCUUCCAGUUCCCAAGCCUGAUGAACGGACAUAUCCCCGUCCCCCUGCCUAGCCUGGACGGGUCCCCAUCCUCCUCCCUGCUCCUGGCCCCGGCUUCUCACAAGUCUUGAUUCAGGGUCUUUUAAAAACGUUUGUAUUUUGUAUUUCCUUUUUUCCAUUCCUUAAGUGAAGACUGCAAUCAGUAUCAUCUUCAUUAUAAGCCUAUUUUUGUCUUUACCAUGUGUGCUUUUUAUGAGACUGUUGACCUCACUUUUUUUGCACUUCUAGUUGCUUCAGAUUAAUUGUUGAAAGCACUUGGUAAAAGCCAUAUGCUGGAAUGUCUGGGAGAAUUCCAGCUUGUGAUAAAACUACAGCACAGUUUCAUUAGGACCCCCUGUUCAGGUGGACAGUAGUUUAACGUGGCUAGACUCCAAACUAGCCAAGCAGAGGGCUUGCUUGUUUUAAUCUUGUAAAAAAAAAAAACAUUUCCUUUUUUUUGUAUUUUGUUUUAUGAUUUUUCAUCAUAGAAUGUGAGACUUUUUGUUUCCAUUGUGUGUAUUUUAAUGUAUUGCAUUGUUUGUAUGGACUGUGCUUCUCAUUUCUACCGGCUGUGCCUUAUUCCCCCCCCCCCCCCACCACCCCAUUUCAAAAUUAUUCUUGAAGACGAGAUGUCAAAUCAAUGAGAAAAAGCUUUGUAACAACCUAUGUUUUUAUACUGGAACAGUAUGUAUUCUGUAUAAUUUUAUAUUGAUGAAAAAGUUGUUUUCAAUAAACAAAGCAUUGAAUGCGUAUACCCCG
Osmerus eperlanus (European smelt) is the source of this 2129-nucleotide messenger RNA. RefSeq names its product ETS domain-containing protein Elk-3-like. NCBI's taxonomy places the organism in Eukaryota, Metazoa, Chordata, Actinopteri, Osmeriformes, Osmeridae. Gene Ontology annotation, cellular component: nucleus. Gene Ontology annotation, molecular function: DNA-binding transcription factor activity, RNA polymerase II-specific; sequence-specific DNA binding. The record is from RefSeq and is a predicted model, not a curated record. Gene Ontology annotation, biological process: cell differentiation; regulation of transcription by RNA polymerase II. The coding region runs from base 251 to 1462 and encodes 403 amino acids. The transcript is spliced from 5 exons.